Molecule: messenger RNA, 2542 nt
Organism: Oncorhynchus keta (chum salmon)
Lineage: Eukaryota; Metazoa; Chordata; Actinopteri; Salmoniformes; Salmonidae
Product: prostaglandin E2 receptor EP1 subtype-like
Exons: 3
Coding region: 391-1521 (376 amino acids)
Biological process (GO): positive regulation of cytosolic calcium ion concentration; inflammatory response; adenylate cyclase-activating G protein-coupled receptor signaling pathway
Cellular component (GO): plasma membrane
Molecular function (GO): prostaglandin E receptor activity; thromboxane receptor activity
Source: RefSeq, a predicted model, not a curated record
CGUCGACGCGGUACAAGUCUAUAAAGAGGGCUGAGCAACGAAACAAACGUUGAAUAGUAAAUGGUUGGCUGUGCAACCUUUUGGAGACUGGGUCUUGAUCUUGGUGACGGACUUCUCAUGCGGUUGCUCGUUUUAUUUUCCUUGGGAGAUAAUGAGGCACUCCUCCGAAUACAUGACUUCACUAUCAGCUCAGGUGAACCAUUGUUGAUAAUAAGUAACAUUCUCGUGGAUGAAUGUCUGAGUUUCAGGAACUUUUGAAUUUCAUGGUUCACAGUGAAAUGAUUUAACAUCUGAAAACCAAAGGAAUAAAUCUGAAUUUGUUUCUAUCGAUUCACUGUUUGGUCAGUGCCCUCCCACUCUGAGGACCCCGAUGACUCCCAGAGGCCAGUGAUGUUGGCCAUGCAGCACUACAACUCCUCAGGCCUGGCUGCCCCCCAUCUCCUCCCCAACCAGACCUGGUUGGCCAUGGCCUGGAGGGCAAACAUCACCACAGAGAGGCCCAUGUCUCCCCCCAGUAACCCCACGGCAGCUGGCCUCUCCAUGACACUGGGCAUCCUGUCCAACAUUGUGGCCCUGGUCAUCCUGGCGAAAGCUUACGCCCGCCUGCGCCGCCGCUCCAAGGCCACCUUCCUGCUCUUCGCCAGUUCCCUGGUGGCCACAGACUUUGCCGGCCACGUCAUCCCCGGUGCCCUGGUGUUGAGGCUGUACUCAGCUGGGGCUGCGACUGGGCCUUUAGCUCGCCCUGCCACCGAUGCCCCCUGCCAGUUCCUAGGAGGUUGCAUGGUGUUCUUUGGCUUGUGCCCAUUGUUCCUGGGCUGUGCCAUGGCUGCUGAGCGCUGCCUGGGUGUCACACAGCCCCUGCUCCAUGCCUCACUGGUCACCACGGCUCGGACCAAGAUGGCACUGGCUCUCAUCUGGCUGCUGGCUCUGUUUGUUGCCCUCCUGCCCUUCUUCAGGCUGGGGGCCUACACCUACCAGUACCCCGGGACCUGGUGCUUCAUCAGGGUCCUGGGAGAGACUCAGGAGACGGACGUGGCCUUUGUCAUGCUGUUCUCUGGACUGGGCCUGGCCUCUCUGACUGUGGCCCUGGUGUGUAAUACCAUCAGUGGGGUCACGCUGGUGCUUGCCAGACUGCGUAAGAAGUGUAAGACCUGCUACCGUCGCUCAGCCAAGUCCCACGACAUUGAGAUGGUGGCCCAGCUGGUGGGCAUUAUGAUCACCUCUUGCAUCUGCUGGAGCCCCCUGCUGAUCUUUGGCCUGAUGUCAGUCACACGGUCCUACAGCGGUUCCGUAGGCAGUGACCAGGACACAUACAGGAGGUUGAUGGUGAUGGGCGUCCGGCUGGCCUCCUGGAACCAGAUCCUGGACCCCUGGGUCUACAUCCUGCUGCGCCGGGCCGUGCUGAGGAAGAUCUACCGCAUCACAAAGAGCCGGGCCAGCUUCAAGAACAGCACCUUCCGCCAUUGGGACAUCAGCUCCUUCCAGAACUCUGAGAAAAUAAACACUGUCAACAGGAUCUGAGGAAGAAGAAAAGACACAGAUAGAAAGAAACAUCUUAUCAAAGUCCUUUGUUGUCCUGGGUGCUUUAUUUGCCACCCAACCCAACAUGCUGGAUUGAGGAGAAGACUGAACAUCCAACAGUAGGAUCUAACAGCAGUGUUGGUGUAUCACACAAAAGGAAAUACCUAUUGCCUAUAAGACCUAUAUUCCUUUAUUGAGAACUGUGUGGGUCUGCCUGACUGUGAAAGUCUAUGGGGUUUGGGAUUGAAAUCAUCAUCCUCCAGAUCUUGGAUCUCUUUCAGCUUCAUUUGAUUGGCCAGUAAGACCUGCUUUUGACUGACUGUGGUGUGGAGAAGUCUCAUCCUUUUAUGGGAAACAGACAAGCCAGACUAUACUCAAAGAAAUUAAAUGUCAUAAACGGAUUUACAACAGAAAAAUUUGACCAAGUAAGGACAGUAUGCCUCACCUGGAUACUGGAGACAUAUAAUUCUGCCCAAGAAAAAAGGUUUGUUGUAAAAGUGUCUGGCAGGUGAUGCUUUCUCUGUGUACAUAACAGUACAUGAAAUGAAGCUGCCUAUAAGAUCUCAACAACAAACAUCUCAAAGUGUGUGUGUGUGUUUGUGUGUGUGUGUUUGUGUGUGUGUGUGUGUGUGUGUGUGUGUGUGUGUGUGUGUGUGUGUGUGUGUGUGUGUGUGUGUGUGUGUGUGUGUGUGUGUGUGUGUGUGUGUGUGUGUGUGUUACUGUCAGUGUUUUUUGGAGUUCAUACUUUGUUUGUUUGUGGAAAUGUCAAAGUGCACUUUGACACAUCAUGAAGUCAGUGGCACUAUGCCAAAGCAAAGUAAAGGCUGUCCUUUUACCUGUGCUUGAAGAUGUGAACGACAUACAGUAUGUGUCAAACUUGUAAUGCUAUUCAUGUGUGAAUUGUGUGUAUGUAUUUAUUGCUUAUAUUGUUUUCCCAAUUGUCUGGGUACCUUAAAUGAAGCUAAGUGUUGCAAAAGCUAUAGAAUUGAAUGUUGUCUAAUAAAGUUUAUGUUGCCUGUUA